Molecule: messenger RNA, 1296 nt
Organism: Mesocestoides corti
Lineage: Eukaryota; Metazoa; Platyhelminthes; Cestoda; Cyclophyllidea; Mesocestoididae
Source: the annotation of a GenBank genome assembly
AUGCAACGUCUGUCCAACGACACUUUUUUCGAAAUCAGUUUUUUCGAAAUCUACAACGAACACAUCCGAGAUCUGCUGGCAGCUCCUGUUGAAGGUUGCGAUGAUAGAUCCGGCCUCCGAGUUCGUGAACAUCCGCAUAAUGGACCCUAUGUUGAAAAUCUCACGAAGCACGCUGUCAGCGACCUUGAGGAAUUACGGCGAUUUAUCGAUCGCGGAAUGGCAGCCAGGGCAACGGCUGCAACCAAUGAAAAUGCGCAGAGCAGCAGGAGUCACUCAAUCUUUACGAUCUACGUCAACCAGAAUGUGAGGAAUGACGCGGGGGGAAUUCAAUCCAUCCAAUCAAAAUUACAUUUAAUCGACUUAGCUGGAAGCAGUCCAGCGUCCCUCAACAAACUGCCCGCUACCUCAUCCACCAGACGUUGCCGCUUCGUGCCCUAUCGGGACUCAAAGUUGACCUGGCUCCUGCGUGACUCCCUCGGGGGUAACGCGAAAACCACUGUCAUCAUUACCGUUUCACCCUCGAUUCGUCACAUCCGGGAAACAGUAAAUGCCCUGCGAUUUUCACAGCGUAUAAAAUUGAUAAGGAACCGGCCCACUAGUAUCAAGGACCUAAGUUCUCCCUACAUUAGUCACCUUUUGGAUGAAAUUAAUCGGUUAAAGAGUGAAGUAAAUGAGUGGCGUCAGAUGCAUCCAAGGCAUAAAGGCUUGGGAAUGCAGCUGCUUCGUCAUCAAGGUCUUCAAACUUCGUGUGACGACAUCGUUCACCACUACAACCACCAAAGCAUCACUAUUUCUUCCUCCACCACCACCACGUCCACCACUACCAUCAUCAUCACCACCACCACCACCUCCUCCACCAUCAACUCCACCAUCUCCACCUCCAUCAUCACCACCACCUCCACCACUAGCUCCAUUGCCAUCACCAUCACCGCCCCCUCCACUACCACCUCAACCACCACCAUCAUCACCACCACCACCACUCCCACCACCUCUACCACCACCUCCUCCAUCUUCAACUCCACCACCUCCAUCUCCAUCCUCACCACCGCCUCCACCACUAGCUCCAUUACCAUCACCAUCACAACCCCUUCCACCACCACCUCCACCAAUACCUCCUCCACCAUCAACUCCACCACCUCCACCUCCAUCAUCACCACCCCCUCCACCAUCUCCACCACCACUCCCACCACCUCCACCACCGCCUCCACCACCACAAGCACCUUCGCCACCUACAUUACUACCACCAUUACAACGACUUCGACACCUCAACCAGAAGCACCGCCACCAACUCCAUAA